UGUAUUACAGAUAUUCAAGAAUGACUGCUGAACUGUUGCCAACAGUUAUAACAUCCAUACAAAAAAGGAUUGAAGUCGGUUUCCCUUUCAGAAAUGACCAGACAGGUCUACUGACUGCUUCUUUUAGUUGUUUGACAGCAGCUUUCACUAUCUCACCAUCCUCAACGCAAGUUAAAGAAGUGCUUCUUAAAGAGAUGAAUGAAGGUUUUAUUGAGGCUGAAAAGAAGCCAGGUGUUCUUCUUACUUUGUUUCAUUACUUGGAAAAAGUAAACAAUCACACAGUAUGCUUAGAGGCUCUCCAGGUGAGAGCUGCAUCAGUAACAUGUUUUGCAGGCAUAACUUCCUCUAUAUUCUUCUCUCUUGCGAAGGAGAAACAUGAUUUCAUUCUUUCUGCUGCGAUUAAUGCAGCCAAACAAGACGAGGUGCCUUCAGUUAGAUCAGCUUCUUGUCGAGCCAUUGGUGUCAUUUCAUGUUUUCCUGAAGUUUUCCAGAGGUGCGAAUAACUGCUUCUUGGGCUUUGGCAAACAUAUGUGAUUCUAUCCGGCACUGUAUUGAUACUCUUGCUUUGGAAGGCUCCACAUGAGCCAGAGUCCUUGGGAUGCUUGUUAGAGUUGUCAUGGAAUGGACAGAAGUCACUGUCAUUGAAAGGGGCAACCCGUAAAUUCCUAGAAGAUGGUGAUAAAGUUAUCAUCACUAGUUUUUGCAAGGUUCUUUGAUUCACUAAGACCUCUCUUUUAUUUUUCUAUUUAAUGUGAUAAACACUCUCUAUUAGUACCAAGGCACCCAAAGUACUAAGUCAUUUGCUCUAGAAUGUUUAAUUGCUCUAUACUCAUUUUGAAAAGAUACAUAAUCUACCAGGGAAAAGUAUAAGAUAUAGAAACAGGGGACGAUUUU
This is a messenger RNA of Humulus lupulus (European hop), 894 nucleotides long. RefSeq lists its product as uncharacterized. The record is from RefSeq and is a predicted model, not a curated record. The coding region runs from base 21 to 503 and encodes 160 amino acids. The transcript is spliced from 7 exons. NCBI's taxonomy places the organism in Eukaryota, Viridiplantae, Streptophyta, Magnoliopsida, Rosales, Cannabaceae. Gene Ontology annotation, molecular function: protein binding.